Messenger RNA from Branchiostoma floridae (Florida lancelet), 1788 nucleotides. RefSeq names its product collagen alpha-1(XII) chain-like. Lineage: Eukaryota; Metazoa; Chordata; Leptocardii; Amphioxiformes; Branchiostomatidae. The transcript has 13 exons. Bases 1 to 1788 code for a protein of 595 amino acids. The record is from RefSeq and is a predicted model, not a curated record.
AUGGUUUUACAGUUGACCACUACCUUUACAAGCAGUCCGGGGAUAGCAGCCGUUCAACCCAUUGGCUUCGCACCUGGCUGCGGAGGCGUAGUUUCGACCGUGCAAUGUGCCGUUGCUCCCUUCGCCCUGGCGACUGUGUCCGACACCUUCCAGAAUCUACAGGGGACCUUGGGAGCUUUGACUGUUGGUCCUGCAGGAGCUACCGUUGUGUCUGCUGCCACAAGAACAACCGUCAUUGUCACGGUGGAGCUGACUCUUCCCUACACCGUUGACCUUCAAGAUACGUCAUCACAAGCCUAUACCAACCUGAGCGUAACUAUUGAAAAUGCGGUCCUGCAAGUAUUUGCUGCCAACCCAGCAGACAUCCAGUCGGUGUCCAUCACGUCGGUGGCCCCAGGAGCGACCGCAACAAGCACAUCAGUGACUGUAAGUGUAGUAACGCUAGGUGCAAAUGUCGUCGCCACCACCCAAAUCAUCGUCAAUACCACAGCGGCGGGAGUGCAGCUUGGAAACCUGCCUGUAGUGUCGUCUACCGUUGGAGAUACUACUCCUCCAUGUAGAGCUGUAGCAGACAUCGUCUUCAUUGUGGAUGGCACCGGCAGCGUCGGCUUGGACAACUUUGAGCGAAUGAAGACCUUCAUCAGGCAGCUCUUUGCCUACUUGGAAAUCGGAGAAAACGCCGUUCGCGUCUCCAUCGUUCAGUAUGCAGCCCAGGCGCGCACAGAAUUCUUCCUUGACCAGUACUACGAUCUCCAGGAGGCGCAAGAUGCAGUGGAUGGUAUUGAUUACAUGAGCGGCUACACGCUGACGGGUAAAGCCAUCGACUUCGCCACUAAUCUGCACUUCGACCUGAGGAAGGGCGCGCGAGCCGACGUCACCAAGAUAGCCGUUGUCAUCACCGACGGCAGAUCCUAUGACGACGUCAACCGCCCUGCUAGGAGGAUGCGCCAGGCAGGAAUCGUCACCAUUGCUGUCGGUGUGGGCAAUAACUUGGACAGAGACCAACUGACAGCUAUCGCAGGAGAUCCAAAGACUCUUCUGUCCCUGGAUGGUUUCGACAGACUUCAGGACUUGACUACUUCUCUGCCCACCAUGCUUUGCGACGUUGGAACAAGUCAGCAAAUUGUCGUCUCCAUCUGCAUCACCACGACGUACGGUACGGACCUUCUGAACGCCAACUCCAGUGACUCCACGGCACUUUUCCAGCAAGUGGUUCAAGGGUUGACCACUACCUUUACAAGCAGUCCGGGGAUAGCAGCCGUUCAACCCAUUGGCUUCGCACCUGGCUGUGGAGGCGUAGUUUCGACCGUGCAAUGUGCCGUUGCUCCCUUCGCCCUGGCGACUGUGUCCGACACCUUCCAGAAUCUACAGGGGGCCUUGGGAGCUUUGACCGUUGGUCCUGCAGGAGCUACCGUUGUGUCUGCUGCCACAAGAACAACCGUCAUUGUCACGGUGGAGCUGACUCUUUCCUACACCGUUGACCUUCAAGAUACGUCAUCACAAGCCUAUACCAACUUGAGCGUAACUAUUGAAAAUGCGGUCCUGCAAGUAUUUGCUGCCAACCCAGCAGACAUCCAGUCGGUGUCCAUCACGUCGGUGGCCCCAGGAGCGACCGCAACAAGCACAUCAGUGACUGUAAGUGUAGUAACGCUAGGUGCAAAUGUCGACGUCACCACCCAAAUCAUCGUCAAUACCACAGCGGCGGGAGUGCAGCUUGGAAACCUGCCUGUAGUGUCGUCUACCGUUGGAGAUACUACGGUUCUGGCCCCCAGAGUGCAUGCGAUGUAA